Molecule: messenger RNA, 437 nt
Organism: Dermacentor silvarum
Lineage: Eukaryota; Metazoa; Arthropoda; Arachnida; Ixodida; Ixodidae
Exons: 4
Coding region: 42-437 (131 amino acids)
Cellular component (GO): extracellular region
Molecular function (GO): chitin binding
Source: RefSeq, a predicted model, not a curated record
GGAGCCGUGCAAGCAGUAGCUGGAAGUCGCAAAAAUUAGCCAUGCAAGCAAAAGUGAUCGUGCCCAUUUUUGUGGCAUUUGUCAUGGCUAUGGCAGACAACUCAGCGGCCAAAGUUGAGGAAUUCGUGGUUUGCCCUGUCGUGGAUGACAAGGGAGUCAACGCCACCCUGCUGCCGAACCUGUACAACUGCUCCACGUUCUACCUGUGUUCUCAGGGUGUCCCAGAGCUGAUCGAGUAUCCUCAUGCCCUGCACUUCAACCACAAGCUGAGUGUGUGUGACUUCCCAUGGCGGGCGGCCUGCAUCGAGCUCCUUCCCCUGGAACACGAACUGCCGCCAAACAUGGAGCACCCCGUGGCAAGCGAGAAAAUCGUCAUCACGAAAACAACCAAGGAUCGAAGUCCACAGGGGAAAAGGAAAGGGGACAAAAAAGAGUGA